AUGGAGAAGGAUGAUUCGGAAGGUUCGUGCGAGGAUGUUGUUGAAUUGAGCGAUUCGAAUGAUGAUAGUCCAAAGCAGUCUAGUGUGUCGACUCCAACACCUACCAAAAGAGAUUUCCGGUCUUGGAGUUCAACUUCAAAUUUAAAACCUUCCUCUUCCAAUAUAUACGCGGUUGCUUCUGCUAAUAACAACACGGCAGGUCCGUGGGAUACUACAGAAGACAUACCAGCUGCUACGCUUAAUAAGCUAUUAGAGCAACUUACUCGUCAAAGUAAGGUUAUUGAGUCUUUUGCAGUGAGAGCUUCAUUUGUUUUUAAUGUACAAUGGCUUGUUUAUUUUGACGUACCUGUUUUACCGAAGCAGGAACUGGAAAUUUUAAUGGAAAUUAGCAUUUCUUUGAUUCGACAGGGUAUUGAUGGGGAAUCGAAGAACUUUCAGCAAUUUCUUAAUGGGGCUUUAGUUUUGGCUUUUGAGAAGUUGAUGCAGGACGAGGCAAUGCGAGACUGGAAAUUGGAUAUACAUAGGUAUAUAUGGUUGAGUAUCGAAAGGUAUUUUGAAAUGUUUAUUGAGAAGCUGCAUCAAACUUUGGAUGCUGCUCAAAUUCCGAAUUCGUUUUGGACAAUUUUAAAUUUAACGAUGUCAAGGGAAAGCAGGUAUCAUAUGCAGAAUGCUUCGUACGACAUUCAGUCUCUCAGUGUUGAUUACGACGUUACUGAUAUGGGAGAGUUUGUUCGGAAUGAAGACAAUGGAUUUGGUUGGCUACGGUUACUUCUUUUUCGUUUUGGUGUUAUGGAGGGGUUCAAGUUGGUAAAAUUAUUUUUCGAGAAAAAUGUUGAUGAAAAAGUUCCUGACACUGCAAUCAUAGAAUGGCUUUCACCAUUUGCGUCUUGUGCUUCUUUAUUGAAGCCAGAAAUUGUUGCGGAGACGUUUCAUCACGUCCUCGAGGUGUCUUUAAGGCGUUUGCGACUUAUUGAUAUAAAGAGUCUUAAGUGCGAAACUGUAAAAGGAGACUUACGUGACUCGUUGUACAUGGCACUUCCUCGUUUGCUUCAUAUGUUUUUUGUCGUUAAUCCAGUGACAGCUACAGAAGCCAAAGAGUUGGCCUUCUUUGAAUUAAAAUAUCCACCGAAAGAAGCAGGUAUAACUCUCAAGGACCUGGCCCUUUGGCUACGCGAGCAAUCAUUUUUAGAAAUCCUUUUUCGGGAUAACCUUCACCACUUAUCUUUUUGUGAAAGGAUUGAACGAAUACUUCGGGUGCUUCUCCAGAAUGACGCUAUUAUGCCACAAGAAUUAGAUAUUAUUUGGAAUGCACAACGAGGAAAACAUGACGCUAUUCAAAGGAAUCUUCAUGAUCUCAUAGCGAAGCUUAUUAAUUUAUUCAGCAAUGAGCUUCAAGAGAAGUUAUUCGCUUUAAUGAAGGAAAGUUGGUCAGAAUCUUCCCCUCGUGAACGCACUCUUCUCUUAGACUUAAUUCGUCGAAUUGGCAAUGAUUAUAGUUUAAUUUCUGAAAAGAACCUUACUCUAAAAUCGCUUUCUUUACUUUGGGAUUUGUUCCGUGAUGAAAGGCUUCCUGUAGAAGUGGGGGAUGCAGCUUUAGAAGCACAUUUUACUGUGAUCGAGUCAUUAGGGCGCUCUGAUGCUCUAUUCAAACAAUAUAUUGACAAAUGCAUUGAGGAGCUUCUGAAUGAUUCAGUAUUUGUUCUCCCAACACUUAAUCACAUGCAGAAAAUCUUUCGGCUUGUACCUGAGGGAUCCUUCACGAUGCAAAGCAAAACGUCAAGAAGUAGUUUUAUUGCCGCCAUACAACUUGAAACCGAUCUUUGUGCUGCUCUUACCAACAACGUCUCACUUUACAUGAAGAAAGUUCAAGAGACUUUACAAAAGCCUUCAUCGAAACUUGCGGAUGCAGAAGCUGGGACAUUAAAAAUCGAUGGUCGUUAUACCCAUGAGGAAAACCUUAGAAUCCGACUUGGAUUUUUGCAUUUUCUUUUAACUGAUGGACAUUUAUUGUUGAAAACACCUCAAGCGAACGAAUUAUGGGAUGCUUUAGUUGUCAAUGCUGUCACAAGUUUUGAAAGGACUUACGGCUUUCAGCUUUUCUACCGUAUGCAGAGCAAAAAGGACAUUGAGCCUGCUGCAGUGGAGGAGUUUUUUAACACGCGGAUUCUUCAGUUUCCUGUAGAGCAGUUGGACUCUGAUGGCUUUCUUUGUUUCAAGAUCUUUUGGAUAACUGUGAACAAGGCUGCCUCAAAGUUGUUGCCACCGGACACCGCUACGCAGUGUUGUCUUGCUAGCAUGGAAUUAGAGGGUUCAGACUAUUUAUGGGAAGUUAUACUGAAGUCUCCAGAACCGGUUUCGAGGAGUGCUAUUACGUUGUGGGUGGAAAUUUUUUCCUCUCCCGAUGGUGAAAAAAUUGAUAUUGGACGACUUAACGAAGACGAUUUUGUUAUUGUAGCACAUAUUUCAACUUAUUUCAGCUUCACUAUGUUGAGAGAGAACAGAAGUGAAUUAACCAGUGAAACUUCCAACGAGGAUUCGAUACAGAAUGCUAUUCGGCAAAUGAGUCGUAUUCUUUCUGUAAGCCAUGAGCUAGAGAAGGCUCGCCGGCAAUGGGAUCAGAGGGAUUCGUGUAAUUUUGAAUUUUCAACUUCUGCUUCUCUCGCUAGCCCUCAAAAUGAGGAAUAUAUGAUACCUGUCCAUAGUCAUAUGACCUUAGCAGUUGUUCGGCAUCGAAUAGAAGAACGGCUGAAAGGGAUUGAGGGAAUUGCUGACUGUGAAGCUCAGUUUAAGCUUUACGUGCAACGUUUAAAUGCUGGUGGUGGAGAACAAACAGCAUUAGGGUCUCAAAGUAAACGGAAGACGUUAGAGGAGUUGAUGAUCGAUAGCACUACGCAACUAGUUGUUUCAUCUUUUAUCCAUCGCGUCUACUGUGACAGUAUAUUUCAUAGUUCAGAUUCAAGUCUUGAUGGAAGCGAUGAGUUCCGUUCUGAGGAGGUUGCAGAAUUUACAUUGCCUGGUUGGAUAAUUGCUUCAAAUUUUAAAUACGUUAGAUUUUUAUGCGACCUCGCUGACAUUGGUUAUUUGCAUAAAUGUUUUAAUCUUCGAGACAGCGCCCAAAAAGUGUUGAAUCAGAUCCCAACGGAUGCAACGUCAAUCGACAGGCUAGAGACGAUGAUCAAAAAUGACAAUUUGUCCCAUCUGUUUCCUUCUGAAAAACCAAGCGAAUCAUUGCACCUUCUUGCUGUCCUUCACUCUCUUUUAAUGCCCGCAGCUACAUACGCACUGCAGGAGGCCACAUCAUUUCAGAAAACAUUUUUUUCGUCUAGCAGUUGCCUGGCAGUCAUAGAAUUCCUUGACAAUCCUGAGAUUUUUUAUAUUUGGGAUACUGCGGCAUGUUGUACAGCUCUGUGGUGGAUUAUGAACAUUACAAAGUUUAUACUUUCAUACCCUAGAAAAAACGUUCAUGAUAGGGAUAUGGUUCUUUAUAUUAAGAAUUCUCUGGGCCCAGAGCAAGAAGUCUUUAAAGAGUACUGCGACCUCAUAGCGAAAGACCUGGAUAGGAACAUGACCAGCGGCGAGAUUUCGUUGAAUCACCUUGAGUCAUUCCACUUUGCAAAGAAUUCUCGUUUGGUAUCGCUGCUGAUGAAUGCUGCCUGGGUUUGCGGCUCCAAAGAACUGCCGUUAAAAGCCGAUGUACUUGAUGAGGAAUCAAAUAUUUAUUCGUUCUCUUUGAGUGAGCCAGAAACCAUUAACGCAUUGCAACAGCAGCUGACAGUUUGUGCUCUAGAUACUUUGUCAUGCGCUUCUGCAAAUGAAGGAGCUAUUGGCCUUAUACUCGAAAAUGAGUCCUCGUGGAACAAUAUGAUAAUUGAUCUCCUUUUCUCAUGUAGUAGCGUUAUAAAGCAACACGUUGUUGAAGUAGUAAAACGUAUCGUUUGUCGAGAGCGACCAGCAGCAGUUCAAGGUUCUGAUGUAGCAGUGAAAUCGUUAGCUGAAGCCACUGUGGAACUGCUGUUUAAAAAGUUUUCAUACGUAGAUCAAAAGCCAGAAGCAGCAUCUGAGUAUUUUUCAUUACUCUGCCGGUUGCUGGAAUACUGCCGUAAUCACAGCUUUUUUUUGGAUCCCGUGAUGAAGUAUAUUGAAGAAGUAUUAGAGUGGCUGGAGCAAGCAAAACAACACACCGUCGUGCACAUGGAACACUAUCCUAACGACUGCCUCCUUAUUGGCCAUUUUGAAUUGUGUCGCUCACUGAUUAGUUUUUUAACCCCUGAAGCCAAGAUGAGUCUUGGGUCAGAUGAGAAUGGCCGGAAGCUUGUAAAAAACCAAUGCGAAAUUAAAACAUUAGGUACACAGUUGGAAAUCAGAUGUGAUCAUGAAGCAUCUAUGCCACGAUCAGUCACAAUUGAUCCAAUACCUACCUCCCGAUGUGUCCCUGUUUGCGGUUCUGAUGAAAGUGUUGGCGCUGCUUAUGAUCUUUUAAUUUCACUGUGCGAAGAAGCACCACGAAAUUAUUAUGCAGCGAUAAGUAUACUUAUGGAGAUGUUCUACUCUGGUAACUCGGCUUUAAUUAGAUUUCGGAUUUUUUUUGAUAGGAUUUUCAUUUAUCUGCCCGAGUUUCAAUUUUUAGCUCCAUUGUCAAUGUCGAAUAUUGAUUGGGAAUAUUUACCUGGUUUUCCUGCACGACUGCCUAAUAAUUAUGUUGGUUUAAAAAAUGGUGGUGCAACUUGUUAUAUGAAUUCAGUUUUCCAACAAAUUUUUAUGAUUGAGAAGUUACGGAAUUCAAUAUUAAAUGCGAAAUGCAGCAUCGAUGUUGAUGUAGAUGAUUCUCAAUUUGACGACAGGUCGUCGAUUUUACACAGCGUACUUCAACUAGUUCAUGCUGCAGCUGUAUUUCUUUUUAAGGAAGGGGCUGAUUUACUUCAAAAAGACUAUCAUCAGGUUUUGUUAAAAUCUGUCCAGACUAUAUUUGCUCAUCUUCUCGGGUCAGAGUUACAGUUUUACACGCCAAAAUUUUUUUGGAAUCAUUUCAGGUUUGGCGGUCAACCAGUAAAUGUCCGUGAGCAACAAGAUGCUUUAGAGUUUUAUAACGCAAUAUUUGACACCAUUGAUGAAGGUAUGAAAGCAAUUGGCGAACCCCCAAUUUGUGAAUUGCUCUUUGGGGGCACUUUUGCAGACCAAAAAAUUUGUAAGGAUUGUCCGCACAGAUACCAAAGGGAAGAAACAUUUACUUCUAUUUCGCUUGAUAUUCGUUCUCACAACAAUCUGAUUGCUUCGCUAAAAGAGUACGUGAAAGGAGAUCUGUUGAACAAUGACAACGCUUACUUUUGUGAACAGUGUGGGCAGAAAGUUACCGCCGUCAAGCGCCUUUGCCUUGCAAAGUUGCCACCUUAUUUGACUAUUCAGUUGAAGAGAUUUGAUUUUGACUGGGAACGAGACUUACCACAGAAAUACAAUGAUUAUUUUGAAUUUCCUUUGGAGCUGGAUAUGAAACCUUUUACAGCUCAAGGACUUGCAGAAGCUGAAGCAGAAGCAUUUAAGGAGAGUCAAAUGCGAUCACCAGUUUCGACGGUCGAUAGUGGCAAUGGUGCUUCCGUAACCACAACACCAGAGAUGUUUGUUUCAGAAAAUGUCGCUCUUUUGUCUGAGUCUAAAAAUUUGGAUGAAAGCAGCACAUUUUACCGUCUUCGUGGUGUAGUUGUUCAUUCUGGACAGGCGAACGGAGGACACUACUAUUCUUUUAUACGUUCGGAGGAGGAUGAAGGUCAAUGGUACAAAUUUGAUGAUGUUGAUGUGUCGAAAUGGCAAGUUUCCAGGGAGGAAAUGCGCAAUAUGUGGUUUGGUGGUGAUUAUGUAGCUGAUUCCUAUGAUGGAAAUGGAAAAAGCUUUCAGAAACGCAGGCAAAAGCGGUGGUGGAAUGCUUAUUUGUUAAUUUAUGAAAAGGUGGCAAGUAAAAACUCGCUCGGCAUAUCUUCGGAGGAGUCAAAUGUAUUUGGAUCCUUACCUCAUUCUUCCUCUUCGUCUGCUCAUGAAUCAGCAAAUCAUGUAACUAUUGAUACACUUGAGAAGAGUCUUCAGUCGGUUUCAUUUGGUAUACACGUUUCUGAUGAACAUUACAGGUACACGCCGCAGUAUUUUCAGUUUGUACGAGAGCUGACGUCAUGUGCCAUUAAAAUGAUUAACUAUACAACAGCUUCCAGAAAAGGUGGAAAUAUGACCGAAUGGCAAAAAAAUUUGGAAUAUUUGUUGUCUGCUUCAACAGAAUGUCGAGCAUGGUUUAUAUGUAAUGUUUUAUUCCAACCAAAACUAAUAGUUUCGUACUUGCUUUCUGCAACAGCUCUCGACGUAAGCAAAGUACGCUUUUUCUUUGCGAAUACCUUAUGCGCUUUGCUAAACUUGACUCGAAACGACCAUGUAGAUUCUUUGAAACCUUUUUUAGGUUGUUGUCCUGAGUUCAAUAUUGAGAAGGUUUACUCGCAAGGAGAUACUGUAUCUGACAUACUUCUUUCUAUUCUUCUUAUUGUACCACGGAACUACUUUCCUGAAUUUACUUCACAUCCAGCUCAGUAUUUUGCAAUGUUUCAUCAAUACGCUAAUCUUGGAUUUGAACAAAAGAAGCAAAUGGUUCGCAAAGGAAUUUUAAAUAGUAUGUUGGUCCUAAUAUCCCAAGACAUAUAUCGCAUGAAAGCUGUUUACCAUGAAACAGCGAAACUUUAUGACGUACUUUCUUUGUUGCUUAGGACUUGUGAUUUCGGCUCUCCUCACUGGAAUCCAUAUUCUAUAUCAAAAUCCGGUCUGGAACCUGCUCCUCCGGAAGUAAAAAAACUUAUUCAAGAUUCGUCUUUUCUUGAUAGGUUCCUGAAGCAGAUUCUGGAAAUGCCUUCAGACCACGAAAUUGUUCUGAGCACGUUGCUGUUCUUAUGUUGGGAAAACUUACCAUUAUCAAAGCUUGCUUUCAAGCACCUUUCUUUCCAGGCAAGAUUUUGUAAGAUCUGUUCUUUUCAGUCUAUGUUUACUCCAAAUGAAGUCAAGCAAGGGACGGAAGUAAUUGAAAGUUUGACUUCAAUCGACGACUCGGUGAAAAGAGAGCGUCUUCGUUUUGUAUUAUUCGGAUCUACUGGGGAUUUAAAGUUUAAAGGUUAUAUAGCUACUCUGUUCUGGCAAAGAGAUACUUAUGUGUGGAAAACGUGUAUUAUGCUUCAAGCCCUUUUGAGGAUUAUUGCUAAUAAUCCAGAGACAAAUCAGAUGCUCAUGGAUGAAAAGAGUGUGCAUGAAAUGUUGAGACAAAUGGAGGGCUGGCUAGAUAAGCAGAGCCCGCGACCUAGCUCUUUCACCUAUGGCUGCCGUCCAAGUGAGAAGACUUGUGACUUAAAGCGGUCUGGAAGUGCCACUGAUCUUUUAAAGGAAAUCAAGGAACUCAAUGCCAGCAUCGCAGGAGCUGAAGAAAGUGAACGAGUAGAGGAAGAAAUAGAAGCGCAGUCAGACGAGGACCAGAAACGAUUACAACCUUACGUUGACUCUCUUAAUGUUUAUAACCCUCAUCCAGGAAGCGAUGAGGAAGAUCACGGGCCAAACGAAAAUUUAUAUUUUCCAGAGCAGGACUUGAAAUCAUCCCAAGUGAAGAUAAAGCUUCCACAAACAGAUUGGGACGAAGAUAAUCUUUCUUUGGUUGGUACUGUGUCGUAUGAAGACAAUCAGGCUACGAUAAAGAGCCUUCCUCCUCCACCUCUCUACUCGGAAUCGAACUCACUGAACAAGCAUAACUUAUUUAAGAACUUUCCAGUAUGUCCUUCCGCAGCCGGUGACCAAGCGGGGGGGUUGACCAGGUCAGGAGAGGAUACUGACAAACCUUCGUCUGAAAGCAUUUUUUCGGCUGAUAAAGACCUUGAAGAUACGAAGCAGGUUUUCGAUAUAAAAAUUUAUCUACGAUCGAAAGCAUAACU
Molecule: messenger RNA, 7940 nt
Organism: Enterobius vermicularis (human pinworm)
Lineage: Eukaryota; Metazoa; Nematoda; Chromadorea; Rhabditida; Oxyuridae
Source: the annotation of a GenBank genome assembly